UUUCCAAUUUAACGUGCUUCCAAACGCUGUGACGUCAGCCUGACUGUUUGCUCAGACCCAAGAUGGCGGCGGAGGUGAGCGGGCUGAGGAGCAGAACUCACUUCGAACCCAGCUGUAAAAGCACACGAAACGAGCAAGAUCCAAGCGGCAUCCAGGAUGUUCCCGUAAUACGACACAGUCACAGGGCUGCUGUUGCCAGACCUGAGGAUCUUGAUGACAACUUACUUUCGGGGAAGAUGGACUCCCACAGGGUCACGGGUGCUGGUUUUACCCCUUCACCUGAUGAGGGCAUUCAGGAAUUACAGGACGAGGAGAAUGAGAAGGCCCGGCCCGUGCAGAUCUUGCUGGCCAAUGAGGACGAGCACAGCUUUGAGCUAGACGCCGCUGCGCUGGAGAGGAUCCUGCUGCAGGAACAUGUACGGGACCUCAAUGUGGUGGUUGUGUCUGUGGCCGGCGCCUUCCGCAAGGGGAAGUCCUUUCUGCUGGACUUUAUGCUGCGCUUCAUGUACAAUCAGCAAAAUAGGCAGUGGAUCGGAGGGGAUGACGAGCCCUUGACUGGCUUUACCUGGAGAGGAGGCUGUGAGAGGGAGACCACAGGGAUUCAAGUUUGGAGCGAAGUUUUUGUGGUGGAUAAACCAGACGGCAGCCAGGUUGCCGUCCUACUCGUGGACACCCAGGGAGCCUUCGAUAGCCAGUCCACCAUCAAGGAUUGUGCUACAGUGUUUGCCCUUAGCACAAUGACCAGUUCUGUGCAGGUGUACAAUCUCUCGCAAAACAUUCAGGAAGAUGAUCUGCAGCAUCUUCAGCUGUUCACAGAGUAUGGACGGCUUGCAAUGGAAGAGAUCUACCUAAAACCUUUCCAGUCCCUCAUGUUCUUGAUUCGGGAUUGGAGUUUCCCUUAUGAGCAUGAAUACGGCCUGGAGGGAGGCAUCGCUUUCUUGGAGAAGCGGCUUCAGGUAAAACAGAACCAGCACGAGGAGCUGCAAAAUGUCCGUAAGCACAUCCACUCGUGCUUUUCCAACAUCGGCUGUUUCCUGCUGCCACACCCAGGCCUCAAGGUGUCCACCAACCCCUACUUUGACGGAAGGCUGAGAGACAUCGAUGGGGAUUUUAAGCGGGAGCUGUCACAGUUGGUGCCUCUGCUCCUGGCCCCCGAGCAACUUGUGGUGAAAGAGAUCGGUGGCAAUAAAGUCACAUGCCGAGAUCUUUUGGAGUACUUCAAGGCGUACAUCAAGAUAUAUCAAGGUGAAGAGCUGCCUCAUCCAAAGUCCAUGCUGCAGGCGACAGCUGAAGCCAACAAUCUGACUGCUGUAGCAGGAGCCAAAGACAUGUACAGCAAAAACAUGGAGCAGGUAUGCGGCGGCGACAAGCCAUACAUCGCCCCUGCCGACCUCGAACGCUGCCACGACGAGUUCCGCGAAACCUCCGUGCGCUACUUUCGCUCGGUGAAAAAAAUGGGCGGUGACGAGUUCUGCCAGCGGUACCAGAGCCAGCUCGAGGCCGAGCUGGACGAGACCUUCGGUAACUUCUGCAAACACAAUGACGGCAAGAACAUCUUCUACGCCGCGCGCACGCCCGCCACCCUCUUCGCCGUCAUGUUCGCCGCCUACGUGGUUUCGGGUGUGACCGGCUUCGUGGGCCUGAGCACUCUGGCGGCGCUGGCCAACCUGCUCAUGGGCGUAGCGCUCUUGUCGCUGUGCACCUGGGCGUACGUCAAGUACUCCGGGGAGUUCCGAGAGGUGGGAACCGUGAUAGACCUGGUGGCAGAGACGCUGUGGGAACAGGUUUUUUCCAAACUUUGCAAGCGCAUGACGAGGGGCGCGGCCUGGCCCGCUGCUCUGCUGGCGUUGGGAGCGCCAGCGUCAGGCACGGCGUCGCUUUCACCCCCCAACAACAACUACCGCCAAAGGAAGAGUCGCUAAGACCGCACAUUGUCGCGUCGACACUUUUAGCCGUUUCACGUUGUGCCAGGAGGCGUUGGGAUUCUGUGACCACGCCCACGACAGGAUCUCACGGUUGCUAUCGGUCUUCUUCUUCUGUGUUUUGUGAUUUGGAGACCUUAUCAGUUCAGUUGGAUUCAGUUUUUUACUCUGGGGGUAUUUUGUGCAUGCUCAAAGUGCACUUCCCUUUUGAAAAAUCUUAUUUUGCCCCUUUUAUCCCCCCCACCUUUUAAUUUUCAACUGAUUCUAAACCCCACUCAUGCGCAGGCACAUACAAACCAAUAUUGAGCAGGAGGGAGUAUUGCUUUGAUAGUCCAGUUUACAAAGAAUAGGAGCCAAAAAAAGUGUUGUGUCAAUGUUGUUUGUUGUGUUUUAAAUAAUACAAGCUUUUUAGAGGCAUUAAUUCUAUUAAAGAAUUCGUAUCAAAAAGUAUACAAACCACUGUAGCGCCGACACCAACACGGCGCUAAAAUGUAAUUGGUAUCUGCGAGUAUUAAGAAUGAUUGCUGCGUAGUAUCUACUUUUAGUGAUCCGUUUCCAACCGCGGCUCGUCUUACCCAAAAUCGUCGACCUUCCCAAAGACGAUGAUACAUGUCCAAUCAUGCAUCGUCCAGUCAUCCUGCCUGCUGUGAACUUAAAUGGGUUUAUCACCAGUAGACGUCCAAUCCAUUUGAAGUGGCAGAGUAGCAGUAAAUGAACGUUUGUUCACUUGGCAGACAAUAAGUUAAACAGUCUGGCCAAGCCAUGAUGGCAAUUAAUGCUGCAACGAUUAAUCGAUUAACUCGAGUAAUUGGAUUAGAAAAACGAUUGGAAUUAGAUUUUGCUGCUUCGAGUAUUCGUUUAAUUAAAGUGGCGUUGCAAUAGUUUGCUUUAAAAGAGUUUGUAUUUAGUUGUAUUGAUUUGGAUGGAUACACUGCCCUCUAGUGACAACAGUGAAUACAACAUUAAGUUCACAUGACUGAGUCGAGCUGCUCCCUGUUAAGACCAACAUAAGCUCAGUUUUUGUUAUAGCUAAUGUUUUUUUUUUUUUUUUUAAAGCAGUCGUAAUUUAGUUUAUAGGUAUAUUCAUCAGUUUUUUGUGGGAAUAUGUGUUGUGACCAUUUGUUAAGAACUUUGAAGAAACAAAAGUUGGCAUUUUAUAGCAUUUAAGGUAGUGGACUUUUGCUAAGUUAGCCAAUUGUUCUUUUGUUGUACUUGGAUCCUCUUUAAAAAAAAAAUUUUUUUUAAACCUUUUGAAGCUCACUCAACUCGGGUAUUUUCAUUUUUUAUGUUCCUUAUCCGAUUACUUAAUUAUUCGAACUAAUUAGUUCAUCGAUUAAUCUACAUCUGCAGCCCUAAUAGCAAUUUUACAUUCAAGUGAGUGCUUUAUUUUAAAAGCAAAAAAAAAAAAAAAGGGUCUUUCAAAAGUGGUAUUGGUACAGUAUCUGCAUCGGCUGAUACCAAAGAGUGUCGGGUGUCUGAAUCGGGAGCCAAACAAUGUUAUUGGUGCAACACUCCUACACACAUUAACUGUUUAGUAUGCAGGUGUAGGUUCAAAAUUUUAUAUUACAGUGUAUGCAUAUUCACACUUUUAUUUGUUGAAACUUUUUGUUGUCCUUUUAGAAUAUUAAUGCCGUGCCUGUGGGUAUGCCGUGUCACCGCUUGCUCACUGUGUGCCUUCCCAC
This is a messenger RNA of Corythoichthys intestinalis (scribbled pipefish), 3604 nucleotides long. RefSeq names its product atlastin-2-like. Gene Ontology annotation, molecular function: GTP binding; GTPase activity. Gene Ontology annotation, biological process: endoplasmic reticulum organization; protein homooligomerization. The transcript has 15 exons. NCBI's taxonomy places the organism in Eukaryota, Metazoa, Chordata, Actinopteri, Syngnathiformes, Syngnathidae. The record is from RefSeq and is a predicted model, not a curated record. The coding region runs from base 63 to 1922 and encodes 619 amino acids.